CUAAAAUUUACGAGUUGGGCUGUGCAAGCAAUAAACAAACAAUUUGGGUCUCUCUUCAGUCUUCAACAAGCUUUUAAGUAAUCAAACCAUAUUCGACGGCGAGGGAAAUCUCUACAUCCGCACCAAAAAGCUCAUAAGCUCUACGGCGAGGCCUUCGUUAAUGUCCGCAAGAGGAUAAUCAUCUCCAUCUACGAGCUAAGUGUUGUUCUGUCUUGGGAGGGCGAAGCCAAGGAUUCUGAAAGGAAAUCGUACUGUCGAAAUUCCCUAUAUUUCAGACGAGAAUUCUUACACGUUGGUGUUUGUUGCAGGUCUGACUCACUUUUGAUGAGCCCAAACCUGGAGUUAUAUUGGUUAAGCUGAGCCACAGUGACGUACCACAGAUAUGGGAAUGAAAAUUUAAUGGAGAACACCGAGAGAGGUUGGCGAGAUCUCAUUUUUCGCAAGAUUUGAGCUGUAUUAGGGUUUGGUCUCUUUGACGUGAUCUGAGUAUCAUUGUAAACCUGAGUGGAACCAACCCAAAAACAUUAGCUCUGUACUCCCACCUCCACUUGAUGGCUGAAGUUAUGGGUUCGGAGAUUGAAACAGUUGAGCAAAGGUUGAAAUCAUUUCUCAGUCAGCUUCAAUCGGAGUUUGGCAUUCUCGAUCGAAUUGUGUACAAAAACAAGAAUCAACACAGAAGAUGCUCUUACUUUCAGUACCUGAUGAAGGUGAGAAGAGACUUAAGACUUCUCAAAUCAGCAAAUCCAGAGGAGAUUUUCAGUGCCUCAUUUGAUGUCAUCCAUGGAAAGAGGCCUAAGCAAAAGGUGCAGCUUCUAGAAAGCCUGAAGAGGAGAAGAACAAACAGUAACAAGCACAACUUUUUGGAUCGGCUCCUGGGAGUUGCUCACCUGUUGUCACAGAUGACUGAGCCAAUGUUGAAGGCAGCAACGCAGGUAUCAACUCUUCUUGCUCGAUCAUUUUUCAUGGGGUUCUCGUUGACAGUGUUGGCUUUGUUGGCGCGAAUCAGAGUUUUGGUUCAGCAAAUGCUUCUAGAUGUUGUUUUUGUAUUCAACCGUGUAUCCUCUCUUUCUCAAAAGGAACAAGCAGUUAGGUUAACUCAAGAACGAUUUGAGGUUUUUAGGGAAUAUUAUCCCGCAAAGCAACAGCCUACUUUCCUAGAAUGCAUUUGGGAGACUGAUAAGUAUAGAUUAAUUGAGAAGAAAGGUGCAAGUGAGGUCGAAAACCAGGAAAAGAAAAUCAAAGAAGAUGCUUGUAUUGAAACAUCAAAGAUUAAGUACCAAAGUGUAGAGAUUUUCCUAGGAGAAGACGAAUGUGAUAAGACUGUCCCCGGUGAAGUUAAUGUAGAAAGAUCAUCUUCCUUGAAUAAAAAGACUGUCCCCGGUGAUGUAGAAAGAUCAUCUUCCUUGAAUAAAAAGGAUAAGAGUUCCCUGUCGAGUCCUAUCCCUGAGAUUAAUGAUGAUGAGGCUCAAGUUCCACCAGGUUCUGAUAUUGCGGUUUCUCCUGACAAGAGUAUUGUUUCUACUGGAAUGCUUAAGAGUGAUGCUGAAGUGAAAAUCAAGCCUAAAGCAAAGCGUAAUGUUGCAUUUGUCUCGAUAAAAAGACCUGCUCCUUCAUUGUCAUCUGUGAAUGAACCAGGACAUUGCCUUCAAGGAAAUGAAAAGGGUGGUUCUUCAACUACAGAAGAAGACCCAUUUUUCAGUUUACUUACCGGAGGAAACAAGAAUAGUACUUUGUUUUAAUUAUUUUUCACUGGGAAUCAAUCCUAAACCCUAAACUGUUAAAACCUUGUCUUAGGAAGUUUUCUGAGCUUGAAACUUGAUAUGAGCACUAAUGGCUACAUGGUUCCAGAUUGUGUGCUACUUCCUAGGGCUACAACAUUUGCAGUUGUAAAGUUUUCUGAGAUGGGAUGGCUGUUUAGGGAAGUUUUGUGGUAGAUUCUGGGGAGUGUUGCUUUGUUCCCAGUUGAGGAUUUAGACACUAGUGGACUAACAUUUUGUCAUUUUUGUGUUGUUUUGCUUGUUGAGCUUCCAGAGUAAUUAUAAAUAGCUGGUACUUCUUGAAGCAAUGCAAUGAAUCUCACAUUGUUGAUUUCUGCUACAGCAAA
Ipomoea triloba (trilobed morning glory) is the source of this 2104-nucleotide messenger RNA. RefSeq lists its product as uncharacterized. The coding region runs from base 552 to 1739 and encodes 395 amino acids. Lineage: Eukaryota; Viridiplantae; Streptophyta; Magnoliopsida; Solanales; Convolvulaceae. The record is from RefSeq and is a predicted model, not a curated record. The transcript has 3 exons.